Molecule: messenger RNA, 1125 nt
Organism: Trifolium pratense (red clover)
Lineage: Eukaryota; Viridiplantae; Streptophyta; Magnoliopsida; Fabales; Fabaceae
Product: NADPH-dependent aldehyde reductase 1, chloroplastic-like
Exons: 4
Coding region: 67-951 (294 amino acids)
Molecular function (GO): oxidoreductase activity
Source: RefSeq, a predicted model, not a curated record
AUAUAUAGAUUGAUCAGAUUCUCUUCUCAUAUCCUAUACUUAACUUCAGUUUCAAACCCUGCAAAAAUGACAAAUAAUAAUGAGUCUAAGUUCCCACCUCAGAGCCAGAAAACUCAGCCAGGAAAAGAACAUAUCAUGGAACCACUCCCACAAACCAUAAAUCCUGUUCACAAGCCCUCCAAUAAACUAAGGGGAAAGGUGGCAUUGGUGACAGGAGGUGACUCAGGGAUAGGAAGAGCAGUGUGUCUAAUAUUUGCAAAAGAGGGUGCAACAGUGACCUUUACAUAUGUGAAGGGUGUUGAGGACAGGGACAAGGAUGAUACUUUGAAGAUGUUGCUAGAAGCUAAGACAAGUGAUGCACAAGAACCAUUGGCAAUUGCUGCUGACAUUGGAUAUGAUGAGGAUUGCAAACAGGUUGUUGAAUUUGUUGUCAAAGAAUAUGGACACAUUGAUAUUCUUGUUAAUAAUGCAGCUGAACAGCACCUCAAAAACUCAAUAGAGGAUAUCACUGAACAACAGCUUGAAAGAGUCUUCAGGACCAACAUCUUUUCACACUUCUUCUUGGUCAGGCAUGCUUUGAAGCACAUGAAAGAAGGGAGCUCAAUCAUAAACUCAACAUCAGUAAAUGCCUAUACAGGGAAAGCAGAAACAUUGGACUACACAUCGACCAAAGGAGCCAUAGUGGCAUUCACUAGAGGUCUUGCUCAACAGCUUGUGAACAGGGGAAUAAGAGUGAAUGCUGUAGCUCCAGGUCCAGUUUGGACACCAGUUCAACCAGCUACCAUGCCAGCUGAGAUGAUACAAAACUUGGGGUCUGAUGUGCCAAUGAAACGAGCAGGUCAGCCUUGUGAGAUUGCACCUUGUUAUUUGUUCUUGGCUUCUCUUCAGGAUUCCUCCUACUUUACUGGCCAAGUCCUCCAUCCAAAUGGUGGAAUGAUAGUGAAUGCUUAGUACUAGUCUGCUGAAGUAAUUGUGGCUUCGCCUGUUUUGUUAUUAAACGGUGUUGCUAUGUUAUGGUCCCUUCAAUAAGCUGUCCAUGUUGGAUUGUAUAUCAACUUCAAUUUGGAUGUAUAUUUUGCGUUAAUUAAAGUGCGUUGUGUUUGGAUUACAUAUGCAUUCGGAUAA